CGGUUUUAUUGUUGUCAAUGGACGCGCAUGCGAACUUUGAGUCUGUAUUAACAUAUUCAUAUAAAAAGAAUAAUCCUGAUGUACAUUGUAUAUUUCAGCGCUUAUCUCCUUUUUAACAUGCACAUUUCAUUUUGAGGAUGGAAUAUUUACAUCGUGCAUCAGAAAAACUUUAUGUCGGACUCUCUCGAGAGGGUGAAAUAGCUUCGCAGGAAGAACGGGACAUGAGAAGGGAUAUAAUGGACAUAAAAAAUAGAAUAGAUAACCAAAUUCUCCCCUUUGGAUACAGAGUCUUGUACAGUGGAAGCAAAAGAGAGGGAUUUCGAUUGGAAAGUUCAGAUAGUGACAUAAUGGUAUGGCCGAUAUCUCAUAAAGUUAUAUGUGAUUUAUCUCAAGGCAGACAUUACAAUUUUCCAAACACUACGCUGAUAUUGAUGGAAAGUGAUCAUAAGCUGCCCGGCUAUGUUCUUCUUCAAUUGCUAAAUGCCUCAAACAGACCUGAUGUUAUAUUUGCAUGUUUUCCUAUGAAUAACAGACGGUACAUUUCUAGCAGUACAUACAGUAACAUCAUGUGUUCUAUUCUCGGAGGACCAGGAUCUGUCCCUCACGGUCCAUGUUUCAGUGGAACUUUGGGACAUAAUGAUUUUGACCUCGCGUUUUGUUUCAAGUCCGACUUCUGGCCCACUCAAGCCAUUUCCUGGAUAGGUAGAUGUAGAAAUUGGCCUCCACCUCAUAUGGUCCGGAACAUCAUCAAUGACGGAUGCCAUGUCGUACCAAUUGGUCACCGUUCAUCUUUAUAUGAAAAGACCGAAUGGAGGAUUUCAUUUUCACAGGCAGAGCAUAAACUCGCGGAUUGUCUGAGUCACUGCCAAUUCUUGUGUUUCAUUUUACUAAAAAUGUUUCUUAAAGAGGUCCUGAAAGAAGAAAUUAAAGAAUUACCAUUAUGUUCAUAUCACAUGAAAACGGUAUUAUUCUGGGUUAUUCAACAAAAUAUCAUACCAGAGUGGCACCCACAAAAUCUUUUAGAAUGUUUCCGAAUAUGUUUUGAAACUUUUAUCAACUACGUUUAUCAUGGCGUAUGUCCAAACUUCUUCAUUCCAGAAAACAAUAUGUUCUUUGGGAAGGUUUACGGAAACGUGCAGCACAAUUUGUAUCAGCAGCUUAUCAGCAUCGAGAGGAUCUGGCCAUCAUGUUUAUUAUUGAGCCCAUCAAUAGAAAAACAAUUACGUAGGUAUACCAAUUGUCCAAUCCCAGUCGACCUUCAAGUUAAACUUCCUAUACCUAAAUUUGAUGGUGAAUAUUUCUUUGAAAUAUUCUCUUAUACUUUUUAUCAAAUAAAAAUCAUCUUCAAUCCCAUCAAAAGCUUACAUGUGCUAGAAAAAAUUCUGAAAGAUAAACAUUUUACAAUUACAAAGUACCAGAAAACAUUUAUGCAAGUCUAUGCAUCAGAAGUUUUUCGCAUACUUGCAUUUGAAACAUUGUCUUAUUGCACAAAUGCUUCUAAUAAAACACGAUAUCUUUUAGAAAUGAGAUCUGAUGAGAUGUUGAGGUUGUCACGAAAAUUAGGUUUUCUGUCCACGUCCCUUUAUGUAGCGCUUUUCCUUUAUCAAACAAACAGAUAUCUAAAGGCCGUAAAGGUCUUGGAGAGUUUAAAGAUCGAGAUGUUCAAGAAUUCUUUGAUGUACAGAUACACAAGAGAUGACUCAGCUUACGGGGAAGCUGUAGAAGGACUACCAUGGUCCAUAAGAUUGAAUCGGAAUUUUGUCACAGACAUAGUAUUAGAUAGUGACCUUAUUUAUCUCAGCGAGUUAAGUCUGGAACAGGAGGACUGUAAGAAAAAUUUAAUGCCUGCAAUUGGUAUUCCUCCAUUUGUCAUGCUUUAUUUUCUAUUGGUCUUGUGCUACCGUCGUGUUAACGCAAGGAAAUCACAGGAAGCUUUAGAUGAUUUCCUUAUCUUUCUUCACAAUGACAAUGGAGAAUACGUGCUUAGCGAGUUCAGGAACAUAUCAUGGCAGAUACUAGGGAUCUGCCAAGAACUCACUGAUCAUAAGGAAGCCGCUUUGGUCUCUUACAAAAAGGCUGUUGAAGAAGAGAAUCAAGUUAAUAGGAUAAGUGAGGCAGCCAUAAAAAGAAUUGAUAGAAUUCAAUCUGGUCAGUAAAAUUAAAUGGGAUGAUGAAAUUUAUAUGAUGACAGAAUUGUAUGGACACAAAAGACAAGGAUACCUGUACAUACCUGUCUUUGUAAUACAGAGACAUGAUUGUGCAAGAUUAUUGGGAAAUAACAAACCAUAGUAUAAUAAUUCAUUUAGAUUUAACUCGAAAUAUUUAAUUUAUCUCUACGAAUUUUUCACAUAUUUUUUGGUCAUCGAGUAAAUAAAAAAAAUACAGUAUACAAUAAUUAAUGCAGAGUAUGAAAUGUCUUUAAGUCAUGUAUUCAUUUAUGUAUUAACUAAAGAGUGUUCCAAGAAACACAUAUGUCGUCUGAUUUGUAGCUUCAUUAAAGGUGUAAAUAAAAC
Molecule: messenger RNA, 2513 nt
Organism: Saccostrea cuccullata (small rock oyster)
Lineage: Eukaryota; Metazoa; Mollusca; Bivalvia; Ostreida; Ostreidae
Exons: 2
Coding region: 138-2156 (672 amino acids)
Source: RefSeq, a predicted model, not a curated record